Oenanthe melanoleuca is the source of this 2817-nucleotide messenger RNA. RefSeq names its product Jupiter microtubule associated homolog 2 (gene JPT2). Bases 5 to 652 code for a protein of 215 amino acids. NCBI's taxonomy places the organism in Eukaryota, Metazoa, Chordata, Aves, Passeriformes, Muscicapidae. The transcript is spliced from 5 exons. Gene Ontology annotation, cellular component: nucleus. The record is from RefSeq and is a predicted model, not a curated record.
GCCAAUGGCCGGGCGGGGCGGGGCGGGGCGGCCGGCUCUACCCACGGCGCGGUUGGAACGCGGCUGUGGAUCUGAGUUGUUGAGUGCCACCAUGUUCCAGGACGCUGAGGCCGAACCGGCCAAGCCUAGCUCCAGGGUAUUGAAGCCCCCAGGCGGAGAUUCUAGCAAUCUCUUUGGGAGUACAGAAGAAGUAUCUUCUUCAAGCAGGCCACACCGGAUGGCAUCCAAUAUCUUUGGAGCAUCAGAACAACCUCAGAACAUUCCAAAAAGAACAAACCCUCCAGGAGGAAAAGAAAGUGGCAUUUUUGAGGACUCUAGUUCUGCUCAGCCUCGUCCACGCAUGAAUCCACCUGGUGGGAAGACAAGCGAUAUCUUUGGGUCUCCUGUCUCUCCUAGCAUUGUGCGAGCACACCCAAACAAACCCAAGGAUCACAUUGUCUUGAAAGAAGAGGAAAUACCAAAGAAGCUAGAAGAAAAUAUCAAGCCACACCUGGAAGAUGGAGGCGAGAAAAAAGCUCUGGGCAAAGAGAAGCAAUGCAAAGAACCAGAACCCAAGAUAGACAAUCAUGAACCUCGACUAGGGCCAAGGCCACGCUCGCACAACAAAGUCCUCAAUCCACCAGGGGGAAAAUCCAGCAUUGCAUUCUAUUAGGGUCAUCGUGUCACUGUCACUAAUGGAGAAACUCUUGUCUCUGGUGGUGAGGUCAGUCUAUACACUAUUGCUUGGGAAUAGAUUCUUAGGCAGAUGGAUGAAGGUUAUGUUAGAGUGCGUAGCAAGGAUAACCUGGUGAUUUGGGGAGGAAGGGCUGGGGAGGGAAUGGGUGCCUUGUGGAAGAUGUGAGUAUUGGGUGGGUGGCAGAGCCGGACAUUAGUGUAACUUUGUGAAAAAUCAGUGCUACUUAGUGGUGAGUUCCUCAGACUGUUAGGUUCUUAGCUAGCUUAUGGCUCAGUAUGCUCUUGUGGAAUCAAGCUUAUCCAUACAGUCAACAUGUCAGACAUUGUGAUUGGGAAGGGGCCUGGAAGUCACACCUGAAGAUUCUGAAGUACAGCAGGCAGGCUUGGCUUUCCCCUAGGCAAUGGGAAGCAACUUCACAGUGCGAGCUGACUUGCAGUCAUGUGAAUAUAAAUAUGUUCCACUGGAACAAGUAGUGCUGCUGUGGUUAAGAGUGUCUUCAGUCAUUGCUUUUUUUUCUCCUUUCUUGCUUGCAGCACUUGAUUGCUAAUACAAGGACAAAAUAUGCUUCAAGUUUCUUUUAUACUCACAAACCAUCAUAUGUUUGUAAAGAUUGUGGUCUUCCCCUCCCCAGGUAUUCAGGUCUUUUGGAUGCCUUUAGUAAUUUGUUGAUUAUUGUGACUAGCUCUUCACACGUGGCAGUCCAACAUGCUGUUUCAUGUAGGUGCUUCUAGUUAAGUGCUUGUAUGUUUUCUGGUAAAGAUGUGGGUGCAAACAAUAGCUUUUUGGUAUUCUUUGAACAGAGGCAACUAGGAAGUUUACAGUUACCAUGGAGAAUAUGAUGAGGUGUCAGCCAGGUCAUUCUGACCCAGCUUGUGUUGAAAGGGCUUAGCUUCAGCAAAGGUUUUAACUUGGCUCCCCAUGGAAACUAGGACUGUUCUCCUGUCUCCACCACAGUGAAUUUUUUGUUGGUACUGCCUGUGCUGAGUCUGUUAGUGAAUUCUCCUGUCAUCAGCCUUACCUUUGCCUUUGACUGUGAUUUUUGUUGGUAAGGUUGGGAGAACUAUGUGAGUUCUCCCCAGUCUAGAGCUGUAGUUGAUUUUGCUGCAGAUUACCUUAGCUGGAAAAACAAAGCCAGCACAAACAGAAGGUUUGUAUUACUAAAAUCUGUCAUAAAUCAUGUUUGGAAGAUGUGCUUGUUUUACAUAGAUGGUUUUGCAAGAGGGUUUGUUCUCUGAAUGGAUUUUAUUAUCAUAUUCAGAGCUUUGAUAGAUGAAUGUUAACUCCAGGUGCUUACUGUUAAAUAUAUUGAAUACUGACCUUUAUCAAAACAGGAGUUGUUCAGGUACACCAAAGAACAAGUGGCCUUAUUGUGUAUAUUCACUGCUGUUCUAGCCCAUGUUCCCUGGGAACUGCUGCCAUUGAGAUGGGAUACUGGGCCAGGUGCUAAACCUCUCUGUGAUUGUAAUGCUUCCUAAACCAGUUCCCUUGUGUCAACAGCAGUGGGUGACUGCUUUAAGACUUAGUUGCCUUUUCGAAUAGUGAAACAUGUGGAGCAGUGCUAGGAUAGAAACAGCUAUGGAAAGUAGGGAUUUAAAUGCCUUUGUACCUUUCAGAUUGGUUUGGAGCUGCCUGUUAAUUUCCCCCCAGGAAAACAAGGCAGUAGCUAAAACUGCAACCCUGGAAUGAACUUAUGUAUGUUACUUCCAAACUUGUAUUUCUUAGCAGCUCUUCCUGAGCCUGUGCUCCCCAGCCUCGGGCUGAGUCUCAGACACAUUAGCUAUUUCAGUUCCUUGUUCCAGUACUUGACGGGAAGCUGUCAUGUAGAAAAGUCAACCAGAGGCUGCUUCCUACAUUGCAGGCUCUGGUGUAGCUGAUGCUAUUUGCAAUACAAAGCAUUUGGCAUCUUUUAGUAGCUGAUGUACAUUGGCUUCAGUGCCUGUCUUUUAAAGAGCCACUUCUAACUAGGCCUUAAAUUAGUUAAACUAUGUUAAUUUUCUUGCAUGUCUUUCUUUGGAAUCUAAACAACGUUUUCAACUUUUUCAAGUAAGAUUGAUCUUAGCAUUUCUCUGGGACAGAAGGGGAUUGGAAAUCAAAUGACAGAACAUGCAGUUAUCAAUAAACCUCUGUAUUUUGUUACUUCA